Messenger RNA from Daphnia magna, 880 nucleotides. RefSeq lists its product as uncharacterized. The record is from RefSeq and is a predicted model, not a curated record. Lineage: Eukaryota; Metazoa; Arthropoda; Branchiopoda; Diplostraca; Daphniidae. The transcript has 4 exons. Bases 203 to 880 code for a protein of 225 amino acids.
ACAGACUUGGGUGGAUCUCUGGCUACACGCGUAGAAGAUGUCAUGCUUGGGCAAUAUGACAAAGAAUUUUACCUUGUUGUUGAUGUAACAUCAACUACAGUUUUUUUGAACGGCGAAAAAGACAUUGUUGUAAAACUUCGUCCUGUACAGGAAUUUUUUUGUUGUUCCGGAAGAGUGCAGUCAGAUUCUUGACUUGCCAUCGAUGUCUUCAUCUGAAUUUAGUCCAAAUGAUGAAAAUUCCCCCCCAGCAACUUAUGAAACUCUAACCAUGAACAUCAACGAAAGUCAUACAUUAGGAAAUGACACAGAUACAACUACAGACUUUGUGGACAGUGAAGAGGACAGCAGCAUGUUCCAGCCAAGGUUUCACAGCACCCAAAAAAGUAAACGCCUGAGAGUGGAACAAUCACACUUGCUAUCAAGAGAGACUGAGCUAUCGAGUGCUUCUGUGACUUCAAAAAAGUUGCCAAGUGAAGUAUGUGAAACAGAUCUGUUUAUCCUUACCCUCCCAAAUGAGGGAGAAGAAGAAUGGGAAAUCAACCAGCACAUCAUUGCAGCCAUGAGGGCUGGAAAACUGUCGCAACACAUAAAUGCAUUUAUUUUGGUGUGUGCAAAACACCUUUUGAAAACUGUGACGUUGGAUAAACGGUUGUACCAGCGGAAGAGCAUUUAUAAACGUUACGCUCAAAUGAUUGUGAAACAACACCCCUGCCUUGCAGAUAAUAACUGUGAAGAUAACUAUCUUACUGUGAAACAUAAAGUGGUUCGAGCUGUUGGUAAUUCAAAUAGAUUCCAAGAAACAUGGACGAAUUCGCAACUUAAAAAGAAAUCAACAGAAGGCGAGUGCAAAGCGGAAUUCGGGUGGCCUAAACCAGUAUGA